AUGACCUCAGAUGACUCGCACGAUGAAAUUCCCGGAUUCACCGUAGAGCAGAUGCAGUGGUCAGCUGAAGAUGAGCUAUCUUCUUCUCUGGCGGAGAACCUCCAAGCUCUGGAGUCGGCAGUGGAGAGCCUAUACCGCUUGGGCAUUGCCAUUCGGCAGUCUUCAUCGGGCAAUAUCACACAAAGGGUCAAUGCGUUCAUGGAGAAACAGAACGACGUAAAUCUGGAGAACAUGGUAUUUCCCCGGGCCAAAUUUGAGAAUAAAGCAUGGUGGGAGCGCCAUGUCGAAACCGACUUCCGGCUGUACGCGUGCAUUUGGGAAGAGUGCGCCGAUCCCCCUCAACUAUUCGCCCGAUUCGAUGACUGGAGGAAACACAUGGAUGUCGAGCACACUCCCAAGUGGACUCAGCGCAUCCACCGACCACUCAUGUUGCACAUAGCAGAUCAUGUCAAGCGGGCGGGAUUCUUGUCCAUCGACUACAUCCAGGAUUAUGACCAAGGCGGAGAACAGGGCAGUGGGGACACCUCCGGCGGCGUUGACGAAAACCAAGAGCCUCUCGACGACAGGGUGUGGAUGGACGGUCAGUGGGUACUAGCGGAUGCCGAGCUGGCUGCCUAUAGAGAUCCAGAGAUCCUUGAAGUCCCGUCGGCUCCGGAGUUGCUAUCUUACAAUGAGAAUUGGCGGUUUAUAUACGAGCCCCUGUCUGGCACACCCGAUUCCGAGAAUAUCACUCUGAAGUCCGUACAAAAGAGACUACAGGAAAACUUCAAGCAGUCAAGGGCCUGGGCAGAGGACUCUGGUGACGGAUUUCUUCCCAGAAAGGCACUCACAAAGAUCUUGACAGAGAGGACCAUACAGUUGCUUCUGAAACAGAAGCAUGAGACAAGUCACAUCAGUUCGACCGACAUAAUUGGCGAGAAGAAACGCAUCAAGAUAUUCGCUAUCCUGAUUCUGAUAAAAAAGACCGAGCACAUCUCAUCCAGCAAAGUGUCUCGGACGAUGACUUGCCUCUGGAACAGGUCCACUUAG
Molecule: messenger RNA, 1029 nt
Organism: Diaporthe citri
Lineage: Eukaryota; Fungi; Ascomycota; Sordariomycetes; Diaporthales; Diaporthaceae
Exons: 4
Coding region: 1-1029 (342 amino acids)
Source: RefSeq, a predicted model, not a curated record